AUGGCUGCAAACAAGUCUUCCGCCGUUGCGGACCAAGAACCCAUUGAUGUCCUCUUCGCCCUGCACCCCAAGUUCGACUUGCUCGACUUUGCGGGGCCAUUGGAGGUCAUCACCACCGCUGCUCACGACUUCAAAGACGAUUCCACCAAAGCCUUCGAAGCGACCAUUGCGAGCAACGAGCCCAAGGUUCUCAGCUCCCAGGGCGUCGUCAUCGGCUCCCAGAUCUCUUUCAAGGAGGCCCACGACCGCCUCGAAGACUUUGACGUCCUCGUCGUCGUUGGCGGCAAUUACCAAGAGAUCAUCGACAAGGAAGCAGAGCCGUCCGGCCUCAUCAACGACUUUGCCGAGCUCCAGAAAAAGGACCCGGCCCGCGAACGAACCAUCUUGUCCAUCUGCACCGGCUCGCUCUUCCUCGCCAAGGAGGGCAUCCUUUCGGGGCUUUCGGCCACGACUCACCCUGACCACAUGACCAAGUUUGAGAAUCUCUGCAGCGAGGCCGCGACACGAAACUUGACUGAGCGCACCGACGUCAUUGAGGACGCCCGAUACGUGGUCAACAACCUCCGCUUCGACCUCGGCGAUGAGGACGAGAACCCAUACAUCCGCCGCAAAUCUGACUCUGGACGCCGACCCUCGAAUGCCCGGGUCAUCACAUCAGGGGGAAUCAGCUCCGGCAUUGACGCGGCCUUGUAUCUCGUCAGCGCCCUGGUGGACGAUGAGUGUGCAGUCGAGGUGGCUAGGCUUAUGCAAUGGAAUUGGAGCAAGGGCGUUGUCGUUGACGGUCUCGACGUAUAA
Hirsutella rhossiliensis is the source of this 795-nucleotide messenger RNA. Its product is annotated as DJ-1/PfpI family domain-containing protein. NCBI's taxonomy places the organism in Eukaryota, Fungi, Ascomycota, Sordariomycetes, Hypocreales, Ophiocordycipitaceae. The coding region runs from base 1 to 795 and encodes 264 amino acids. The record is from RefSeq and is a predicted model, not a curated record. The transcript has 3 exons.